AUGUCCAAUCCAAUUACCACCUACGGCUUCACAGCCGUGCCGGCCUCUGCCUCCGCCCUACUCACCUCCACACCAGCAUACCCACGCAGCGACACCAAACCAAAGCCGAUCCCCGUCUCCGCAACUCCAAUCCCAUCCACCGAUCUAGCUCAGCGCAUAAAUACCUUCGCUCGAACUCUUCUCCCAGAACCAACCUAUAACCACUCUUUGCGCGUUUACCACUUUGGCCUAGCCAUCAAACGGUACCGCUUCGUUCACGCCGACUGGGAUUUCUCCGAUGAGACCUACUUCCUAGCAAGUGUGCUGCACGAUAUCGGAACGACAGACGAGAACCUGCAGAAGACAAAGAUGAGCUUCGAGUUCUACGGAGGUUUCUUGGCUUUGGAGGCGUUGCAGGAUGGGGGUGGGGCGCGGGAACAGGCGGAGGGUGUUGCGGAGGCGAUCAUUCGGCAUCAGGAUCUAUGUGAGGUGGGGAAGAUCACUGCCCUGGGACAGUUAUUGCAGCUGGCGACGAUCUUCGAUAAUACCGGCGCCUAUGCCGAUUUGGUCCAUCCCGAUACUAUCAAAGACGUGUCGGAGCAUUACCCGCGUCAGGCUUGGAGUCAAUGCUUUGCUUCUACGAUUCAUCGUGAGAACAGCCUGAAGCCGUGGGCGCAUACCACGGCCUUGGGCGAGGAGGCUUUCCCGGCUAAAGUGCUUGCGAACAAGCUGAUGGAACCGUUUGAAUGA
Molecule: messenger RNA, 729 nt
Organism: Penicillium maclennaniae
Lineage: Eukaryota; Fungi; Ascomycota; Eurotiomycetes; Eurotiales; Aspergillaceae
Product: putative urea hydro-lyase/cyanamide hydratase
Exons: 2
Coding region: 1-729 (242 amino acids)
Source: RefSeq, a predicted model, not a curated record